AUGAAGAAGCCAGAGUUCAAAUUGCCAGAGCCAAGAAAACCGGAAGAUGCCGAUAAGAAGGAUCAACCUAACUACUGUCCAUACCACAGACUAAUCGGACAUACCAUAGAGGGAUGUUUCAGUUUUAAGGAUUGGCUUGAGAGGAAUCUCAAAGAAGGGAAUAUAACGAUUCCGAAAGAAUAUUUAAAGGAACCUGAAAAGGGUUCUAUAAAUAUGAUUUCGGUUGAGCCAAUCGCUCCGGUAGAUCCGUAUGCAAAUGAGAAUGGUUGGAAGACAGCUUGGAGCAGAUCAUCCAAGAAGAUACUUGACCAGAUUCAGAUCGCAUCAGCACAAGCCUCCGAUGAACGCGUUAGCGGAAACGACGGAGAGAUUGACAACACCGGUUAUAACAGUUCUGGGAGUGAGGAGCCAGUCCUCAAGUGUCAAGGAGCACCAGUAGCAAUUAAUUUGGACUUUUCAGAUUUAGAAUCGACACCAGAAGAAUCGAUUACAACGCUACAAGAGGACGAGAUUACAGAAGUAUAUUUGAGAAGAGGAAAAGUGUUACCCUCAGGGACGUCUCUAAUGGAAAAGAAAAAGGGAAACAAGCAGUUGCUUCAAACGAGCCACCUCCACGAUGGAAGAGACACAGGUUCGAGAGGAAACUGGAAGUCCAAGUAA
Molecule: messenger RNA, 660 nt
Organism: Phalaenopsis equestris
Lineage: Eukaryota; Viridiplantae; Streptophyta; Magnoliopsida; Asparagales; Orchidaceae
Source: RefSeq, a predicted model, not a curated record